This is a messenger RNA of Salvelinus sp. IW2-2015, 2156 nucleotides long. RefSeq names its product R-spondin-3. The record is from RefSeq and is a predicted model, not a curated record. Lineage: Eukaryota; Metazoa; Chordata; Actinopteri; Salmoniformes; Salmonidae.
CUUUCGAGGGAGACGGCAGAGGGCUGAAGUCAUAAGAGAGCGAGUUGGAGUGGGGGAAUGAGUAUUGCACGCAAAACUGAAAAGAGCUGAAACUGCGCAGAUUAUUUUUGCUUUAACUGUCGACCAACGAGAGGUGCGCGACAAUCAAGAGAACCAACACAUUCUCACCUCAUCGAAACGUGUUACUUUAUUACAGUUAGGUGCUGCUGUUGCCAGUGACGCGCGCGGCUCCCAGUUUUGGUCUGCUCGGUUAGAUGAUGGGGAUGACGCGAUGACCUCCUACACGCAGGGCACAAUAAAGUAGCCCACACCUGGACGUGCGGCGAACUUCGAGAGAGUAUCAGUGGAAGAUACAGGAAAAGGACAACUGAAACUGUAUCAAUAUGCCAACCUCGAUUAUAUGAUCUACGCUUUCUUUCUUUGAGUAUCUUCUUUUUCCCGCGGUGGAUGAUAAUCUAACGGUUUGAUUGUGGGAAUAUGCUCACUACGGAUACCUGAUUUGGUCUCGCUUUGUGGCACACAUGAGGAYUCUAUYAAGGAUGUUACUGUCUAAACGGCCCAGGUGUCAUUGGGCCAUCGUAAAUCAGACAUCACUCUCUGCGCAGAGCAGGGGAUUCUGCUCUUUCCAGGAAUAARACAACACAUUCCCUCUCAAAAAAGUGGAAUCAAAGCUGCACUUUUCUGGAGGACAUUGACAUUGGCUAUACAAGUCAUCAUCUCCGGGUUACUAUGCAAUUACAACUGAUCUCCUUUGUUUUGAUCUUGCACUGCAUGGAAUACACUGAUUGUCAGCAGCAACCCUCUAGGCAUCGGCAAMAUAAACAGAUCCCAGGGGUGAGCUCAGGGUGCCAGGGAGGCUGUCUGACCUGCUCUGAUUACAAUGGCUGUCUGUCCUGUAAGCCCCGCCUCUUUAUCUUCCUGGAGAGAAAUGGGAUGAGGCAGAUCGGGGUGUGUCUGCCCUCCUGCCCCAGCGGUUUCUACGGCACCCGCUCGCCAGACAGAAACACAUGCACAAAGUGCAGGCCGGAGUGUGAUUCUUGCUUCAAUAAGAACCUUUGCAUGCGGUGCCGAGCGGGGUACUAUCUCCACCUGGGCAAGUGUCAGGAGAGCUGCCCAGAGAGCCUGGUCUGCAGCGACACACAAAGGGAAUGUGUUCCCAAGUGUCCUGCGGACUGUGAUGCCUGUCUGAUCAAUGACACAUGUACAAGGUGCAGAYCAGGCCUGUACCUGCUGCUGGGGAAGUGUCACCACGUCUGUCCAGACGAGUUUGAACCAAACGACAAACUCAUGGAGUGUUCCCUUCAAGUGCACUGCGCGGUGGGUGAGUGGGGCGAGUGGAGCCCCUGCUCCCGGUCGGGGAAAACCUGUGGAUUUAAAUGGGGUGAGGAGACGAGGACCCGGGAAGUUGUCCAGAUCCCUUCCGCCUACGGAAAACCCUGUCCCCCCAUCUGGGAAAAGAAAGAGUGUGUCCUCAAGAGGAGGCGAUGUCCAGUCUGCCCCCCUCCACCACACACCACUGAGAGGCCACCUCCCCCUUGCUGUCCUGUCCUCUAGUUUCAUCAGACCAGAGAGACCCAAGACUGCUGUUGAUUGGACGGGAAUGUACAAAACUGCUCUUGUGAUUGGAUGGGACUGUACAGAGAGGAGAGGAGUGAGACAUUCAAAUGUGACAGUAUGGGGAUGAUGAUGUGUUUGUCAUUGGGAGUCGGGACAAUGUAAAUGCUUGUUGAAUCGGUUAUUUAAAAGGGUCCCGCCUAGUUAAAAACAAACUUUGCGUCUUGGUUUGAAUGUAGAUUUAAUUUGUAACAUUAUGUAGAAUUGUUGUUGUUGUUUAAAUGUCUUUUUGUUUUUGUUUGUUGUUUUUUGCUGAGUAAAUUAUCAUGGGAUAUCACUAACAGAAAGACAGACAGAUGUGGUUACUGCAUCCAGAUGUGUAGUAAACAUAUGAGACAAACCGACUGAAUUGAUUUUGUGACAGAAUGAGGACGGACCCCAUUGUUUUCCUCCCAACUUAUUAUUGAUCAUGUUUGUUCAGAAGCGUCCUGGACAAAGUGCUAGUUUGCCUAUCUGUGUAAGCAGGAUCUGUGCUUUCACUAAAGCCACCUGAGCAGAAAUCAAAAGCAUCUGUAUGUCAAAUAAACUAUAAUGGGUUUGUA